Molecule: messenger RNA, 1414 nt
Organism: Telopea speciosissima
Lineage: Eukaryota; Viridiplantae; Streptophyta; Magnoliopsida; Proteales; Proteaceae
Product: polyadenylate-binding protein-interacting protein 8-like
Exons: 10
Coding region: 265-1221 (318 amino acids)
Molecular function (GO): RNA binding
Source: RefSeq, a predicted model, not a curated record
CCUUCUUUGUUGUAAUCAUUAAUUAUCAAAAAAAAAGCCUUCUAACUUUGAUUUGUUUCCUUACUUUGCUUCUUCUAUGGCACUCUGAUGGAAUGCUAUUUAUAGAUUGAAGAAAGGGAGAAGCAGAAACUUAUUCUGUAGAGAUAAAGGAUAUAAUUUUGUGUGCAGAUACAGAGGGUCAAGAGGGGGUUUGGUAGAGACUGAUAGAGAAAUUGUAUUUAUUUUGUUUGGUUUUUGUAAAUUUUUUUGUUGGAUUUAAUUUCCAUGGCUGCUGUUGCGGAGAAUGCCAUCGGUUCGGAUGAUCAGUUCAUCCAUCGUCGCUCUUCUCCUACUAUUACUGCUGUUCAUUCUGCUGGUGAUGUUGCCCCAGAUUCUUCUUCUCCCAAUUCUGAUUCCAAAUCUGAGUUUCAGAGCGAUGUGCGCAAGCUUGUUGAUUUGCUCUCGAAAUUGAAUCCGUCUGCGAAGGAAUUUUUCCCAUCUUCUUAUUCGCCGGAUCGUCAAUCACAAUCACAGUCUCCGCCAAGUUAUUUUAAUGGGGUUAAUAAGGACUUGGCAAACAACGGGUCUGCGAUUUAUCGAAGGAAGAGGAACAAUUUCAGUCAGGGGAGGAGGAGGUUGAAUGGGAGAGCCCUUAGAGCUCAAAGAGAAGAUAGCAUUAGGCGAACAGUAUAUGUUUCUGACAUCGAUCAGCAUGUCACUGAAGAGCGGCUUGCUGCAUUGUUCAUUAACUGUGGACAAGUAGUUGACUGUCGUGUUUGUGGUGAUCCUCAUUCAGUUCUUCGGUUUGCAUUUAUAGAGUUUGCUGAUGAGCAAGGUGCAAGAGCAGCUCUCAACCUUGGUGGGACCAUGCUGGGUUACUAUCCCGUCAGAGUUUUACCUUCAAAAACUGCUAUAUUGCCCGUGAACCCUACAUUCCUUCCCAGGUCCGAAGAUGAACGGGAGAUGUGCGCCAGGACAAUCUAUUGUACAAAUAUUGAUAAGAAGGUUACUCAAAAUGAUGUAAAAGUUUUCUUUGAGACAAUCUGUGGUGAGGUUUCUCGCCUGAGGCUCUUGGGAGAUAAUGUGCAUUCAACACGUAUAGCAUUUGUCGAGUUUACCAUGGCAGAAAGUGCCAUUAUGGCACUGAACUGCAGUGGGAUGAUUUUGGGAAGCCUUCCGGUUAGGGUAAGCCCUUCAAAAACACCAGUAAGGCCUCGAGUUCCACGCAUAACAGUGAACUGACUAGUCUAAGAACCAUGAAGCAAUGUCAUUGGUUUGUUUGUUCCUUGUUGAGAGAGACUAUGUUGUGUUGAAGGGGUGGUGAAACUUUGUAGUUUCAGUAUGUAACCAUCUUUUCGUGGCAACAUUUUCUGCAUCUGAACGUUUAUGGCCUGAUCUUCAGGCUUUGAUAGAAUCGGCUCAUUCAUAGCUUUAU